AUGGUAGAUCUGUUAGAUGCACAGAAGGAGAACCUGGAACUUGCGAUGUGCGGGUGGCGGCUUAUCAGAAGACAUGCACCGUUCCCGUCCCCCUUCAACAACGGAAUCUUCCUGCUAAAGAACACCUCAUUCGCGAGGUAUUCUGAAUUAGAACAGCUGGUGGGACAAGACUCCAGCGAGAUUGGAGGAGGGGCGCAACGUGGUACGGAGAAUAGAUGGCCGCAGCGAACAGAAUCUAUCCAGGACAAGCAGGGUCGGAUGAUUCUGCACUACGGCGACAUGACCGACAGCAGCUGCCUAGUUAAGAUCAUUUCGGCCGUCCACCCGGAGGAGAUCUACAACCUGGCCCGUCAAGGUUUGUUCGACCUGAGCGGAUACACGGCCGAAGUGGACGCCGUGGGGACGCUCCGGCUGCUGGAUGUCAUCCGGACGUGCGGAUUGGAAAAGUCGGUAAAGUUUUACCAGACAAGUUCGUUGGAUUUGCACGGGAAGGUCCUCGAGACGCCGCAGAACGAAAAAAAACUCCGUUUAACCACGAAUCGCCGAGCCGCGGGGAAAACUUCGUAUCCCGCAAGAUCACACGAACGCCUAAACGUUUUCGGAAUGGCCGUAUUGAAGCUACCGGAUAAUCAGAACGCCGUCUGGGCCGUCGAGAAACGCGCGGACGACAGUGGCGCCGUCCGAGUGACCUCGACGCAGGCGUGCACCUAUUAUAGCCCUCGCCGAGUUGCACAAACUCCAGCAACUCCUGCUAACCCACGUCGAGCUACCAAGUCGGAAGAGUCCACCUGGCCGGGAAUGGACUUCGAGCCUCAGAUUCGAACAAAAAUAAUCGAUCUGGCUGGAUCAGGUGCUGAUGUGGACGGCGACGUGGCCGAAGGUAGCUCGCUGGUGGGGGACCGCAACUUCUACCAGAUUGUGGAAAUUUGCAAGGAGAACGAAAAGGAGAUCAAUAUCUUUAUUGAGAAGAAAAACAAAAAUGCGAUGCGCUGGAUGAUGAUGAAGGAUGUGAUUAAGGCCCUGCCGGAGAAUGUCGAGCACCGGGUGAAUGCGUUCAAGCAGCUGCAGAAGAAGUACCUCAAGUUAGAGGCCAAAUUCUUCGAGGAGGUUUACGCGUUGGAGUGCAAAUACCAGGAGCUGUACCAGCCCCUGGGGCGCAAGAAAGCGGUCAUCACCGGGGAGUCGGAGUUAGGUGAGGCCGACCGGAAGCAAGAGUCCGAGGACGAGGUUGACGCCGAAGUGACGGAACGCUUCAAGCGAUUGGCCGUCAACUGUAAAACCGGCACUCGAAGAUCAUCAAGGACGCGCAUGGCAUUCCAGCGUUCUGGUUGACGGUGUUCAAGAAUACUCAGACCAGACCAAUGUGAACUAGCAAGAAAGCAAGAUAGCAAAUUAGUAAAAUAGCAAAAUAGGAAAACGGCAAAAACAAAGCAGCAAAUUUUGAAAAAUUGCAAACCAGUAUGUAGUAAAAUUGGCAAACUCAUCAACAAAAUGGAAAAAUCGUGCUUGCCAUUUCAUUAGGGCACAUAACUUUUGUAAACAAGAGUGUGUCCCUUUCACACCUUAUGCAAACUGUCAUUUGAGUGAAAGGGAUACACUAUUGUUUACAAAAGUUAUGUGCCCUUUUGAAAUGUUAGGCUCCAAAUAGCAAAAUAGCUAAAUUAAAAAAAAACACACAGCAGACCAGUAAAAUAGCAAAAUGGGAAAAAAGUUAAAUAGUUCAAUAAAAAAAACCCUCUUCAAACGAAUCAUGUCUCUGCGAUACGGCUUUACGCAGUAGGCCUGGCCGCUUUAACGCUUUUGGUGUUUCAAUGCAUUCUAAUGCAAUGGCGCACUACAAAUGUGAAUAAAUGACGAGAAGAGUGCUAGGCGUUAUCUAACCAAAGGCACUCUCCAGGAUCCCUUCGAAAGAUUGGCUGCGCUAGGGUCUAAAUAGCUAAAUACAUAAAUUUAAAAACAGCAGAAUAGCCAAAGAGUAAAAAGCUAACCAGUAAAAAAACAAAAUAGCAAAAUAGCAAAAUGGGAAAAAGGCAAAAUAAAAAAAAACAAAAUAGAUAAAUUUAAAAUCAACAAGCAAAAUAACUAACUAGCCAAUCAAACAGUAGCAAAAUUGGCAAAAUAUCAAAAAAGUUAAAUGGUAAAAUAGAACAAUAAAAAAAAUAACAGGAUAGCAAAACAGCCAAAAAGCACAACAACAACAAAAAAAGCAAAAACAGCAAAAAACAAAACACCUCAAUUAAAAAAUAGCACAAUAGCUAUAACAAACCAUCAAAACGGCAAAAUACCAAAAUGGUAAAAGCAAACCAGUAGAAUAGAAAACAAAUAAAAAGCAGGUUAUGGUAAAAUAGCAAAACAGCUAAAUAGCACUAUAGCAAUCCAAUAAAAUAGCAAAAUGGAAAAAGCAAACCUGCUGAAAAGCAAACUAGCAAAUCAGUAAUAUAUCAAAAUAGAAAAAUUCAAAAAAAGCAAGUUUGCAAAAUAGCAAAGCAGUAAAAAAGCAAAAUUGAAAAAGGCUAAAAAGAAAAAAACAAAACAGCAAAAAAACUAUCUAGGAAAAUAGCAAAACACCAAACUGAAAAAAUAGCAAAAUACAUAGCUUAUAAAAACAGCAAAAUAGCCAAAGAGCAAAAAAGCUAACCAGUAAAAUAUCAAAAUGGAAAAAAGCAGAAUAGCAAAAUAGCAAACCAGUAAAAAAAAUGGCAAAAUAUCAAAA
Culex pipiens pallens (northern house mosquito) is the source of this 2713-nucleotide messenger RNA. RefSeq lists its product as uncharacterized. The transcript has 6 exons. The record is from RefSeq and is a predicted model, not a curated record. Gene Ontology annotation, molecular function: GDP-mannose 4,6-dehydratase activity. NCBI's taxonomy places the organism in Eukaryota, Metazoa, Arthropoda, Insecta, Diptera, Culicidae. Bases 1 to 1332 code for a protein of 443 amino acids. Gene Ontology annotation, biological process: nucleosome assembly; GDP-mannose metabolic process. Gene Ontology annotation, cellular component: nucleus.